AUUGGUCUGUGCACAGUUGGAAAAAAACUACAUUGAUUUUCUUGAUAUUCAUUUUGUCGCGCCUGAGCUAUAAGUUACGUAAUUUUUUACUAAAAUCAAUCUUACAAAGUAAAAAUGGGAAAACAUUUCGGAGAACUUGCAAAGAUUAGAGGGUUAAUUACAUAUAGAUUAUCACCACACGAACAACGUGCCUAUGCGGGAGCUAUUUCUAAUGGGAUACCAAACAUCUUCCGCAGAUUUCGUGAAAGUGUUUUCAGAGUCGCUCCAGCUUUUAUUGUUGCGUACAUGAUCUUUGAGGGGGUAGAAACAGCACAACACAGACUUUCUAGGAAGAACCCUGCUGAUUUUGCUAAUGAUGAAUAAAAGAUGUCAAUGAACACUUGUGAAUAUUAUAAGUAGAGUAAUUAUUAAAUUAUUAUUAUGAUGUAAAA
Messenger RNA from Maniola jurtina (meadow brown), 431 nucleotides. RefSeq names its product cytochrome b-c1 complex subunit 8 (gene UQCR-Q). The record is from RefSeq and is a predicted model, not a curated record. Bases 115 to 363 code for a protein of 82 amino acids. The transcript has 2 exons. Gene Ontology annotation, biological process: mitochondrial electron transport, ubiquinol to cytochrome c. NCBI's taxonomy places the organism in Eukaryota, Metazoa, Arthropoda, Insecta, Lepidoptera, Nymphalidae.